This is a messenger RNA of Orcinus orca (killer whale), 4930 nucleotides long. It is a transcript of the gene PLAA, whose product is annotated as phospholipase A2 activating protein. The record is from RefSeq and is a predicted model, not a curated record. Gene Ontology annotation, biological process: proteasome-mediated ubiquitin-dependent protein catabolic process; ubiquitin recycling. Bases 389 to 2779 code for a protein of 796 amino acids. Gene Ontology annotation, molecular function: ubiquitin binding. The transcript has 14 exons. NCBI's taxonomy places the organism in Eukaryota, Metazoa, Chordata, Mammalia, Artiodactyla, Delphinidae. Gene Ontology annotation, cellular component: cytoplasm; nucleus.
GCUCGGUGAGGACGCGGGCUCGGGAAAGUCAGGGAUUCGGGCGCCCACUCUGAGGGGCUGGACGGUGGUAUCUCUUUCUCCGUUGGCGGUCCAGCGCGCAUGAGGGAAUCGAACCUCAGUUCCUCAACGGCCUCAGCAGUCGGGACGCACACACUCUGCGUCAUGGCGGGCUAAGGCCGAUGAUGAAUUCCGGUGCGCACGUCAGGGUUGCUGUGUCACUCGGCUCGCUGGGCGCGCCCCUUCCCGGCCGCCCUUCCGCACCGGCCUUCGGGCUCUUCCGGUCCCGACGCCUCUCACCUUCAAGGCCCUCUCCCGCUGCACGCCCGGCCUCUCAGACGGACUGAUCUUGGGCGGUGCUCGGGCACCGGGCGCCGGACCUCCUAGGGCCAUGGCGAGUGGCGCCGCCAGGUACCGGCUGAGCUGCUCGCUCCCGGGCCACGAGUUGGACGUGCGGGGCCUGGUAUGCUGCCUCUACCCACCGGGGGCUUUUGUGUCCGUGUCCCGAGACCGCACCACCCGCCUCUGGGUCCCAGACAGUCCUAACAGGGGCUUUACAGAAAUGCACUGUAUGAGCGGCCACUCCAAUUUUGUCUCUUGUGUAUGCAUCAUACCUUCAAGUGACAUGUACCCUCAUGGACUAAUCGCCACUGGAGGAAAUGACCACAAUAUUUGCAUUUUCUCACUGGAGAGUCCAGCACCACUUUAUGUACUAAAAGGUCACAAAAAUACUGUUUGUAGUCUUUCAUCUGGAAAAUUUGGGACAUUACUUAGUGGCUCAUGGGACACUACUGCUAAAGUCUGGCUGAAUGACAAAUGCAUGAUGACCUUACAGGGUCAUACAGCUGCAGUAUGGGCAGUAAAGAUAUUACCUGAGCAGGGCUUAAUGUUAACUGGAUCAGCAGACAAGACUAUUAAACUUUGGAAGGCUGGAAGGUGCGAGAGGACUUUUUCUGGGCAUGAAGACUGUGUAAGAGGCUUGGCAAUUUUGAGUGAAACAGAAUUUCUCUCCUGUGCAAAUGAUGCUAGUAUUAGAAGGUGGCAAAUCACUGGCGAGUGUCUUGAAGUAUUUUAUGGUCAUACAAAUUAUAUUUAUAGCAUAUCUGUCUUUCCAAAUUGUAAAGAUUUUGUGACAACAGCAGAAGACAGAUCUCUGAGAAUCUGGAAACAUGGGGAAUGUGCUCAAACAAUCCGACUUCCAGCUCAGUCUAUAUGGUGCUGCUGUGUGCUAGACAAUGGUGACAUUGUGGUUGGUGCGAGUGAUGGUAUUAUUAGAGUGUUUACAGAAUCAGAGGAUCGGACAGCAAGUGCUGAAGAAAUCAAGGCUUUUGAAAGAGAACUCUCUCAGGCAACCAUUGAUUCCAAAACUGGUGAUUUAGGGGACAUUAAUGCUGAGCAGCUUCCUGGGAGGGAACAUCUGAAUGAACCUGGUACUAGAGAAGGACAGACUCGCCUAAUCAGAGAUGGGGAGAAAGUCGAAGCCUAUCAGUGGAGUGUUAGUGAAGGGAGGUGGAUAAAAAUUGGUGAUGUUGUUGGCUCAUCUGGUGCUAAUCAGCAAACAUCUGGAAAAGUUUUAUAUGAAGGGAAAGAGUUUGAUUAUGUUUUCUCAAUUGAUGUCAACGAAGGUGGACCAUCAUAUAAACUGCCAUAUAACAUCACUGACGAUCCCUGGUUAACUGCAUACAACUUCUUGCAGAAGAAUGAUUUGAAUCCUAUGUUUUUGGAUCAGGUGGCUAAAUUUAUUAUUGAUAACACAAAAGGUCAAAUGUUGGGACUUGGGAAUCCCAGUUUUUCAGAUCCGUUUACAGGUGGUGGUCGGUAUGUUCCAGGCUCUUCAUCAGGAUCUUCUAACACACUGCCUGCAGCAGAUCCUUUUACAGGUGGUGGUCGGUAUGUACCCGGGUCUGCAAGUAUGGGAGCUACUAUAGCUGGAGUUGAUCCAUUUACAGGGAACAGUGCCUACCAAUCAGCUGCAUCUAAGACAGUGAAUAUUUAUUUUCCUAAAAAAGAGGCUGUCACUUUUGAACAAGCAAACCCUACACAAAUAUUAGGUAAACUGAAGGAACUUAAUGGAACUGCAUCGGAAGAGAAGAAGUUAACUGAGGAUGACUUGGUAUUUCUUGAAAAGAUACUGUCUCUAAUAUGUAAUAAUUCUUCAGAAAAACCCACAGCCCAACAACUUCAGAUUUUAUGGAAAGCUGUUAACUGGCCUGAAGAUAUUGUCUUUCCUGCACUUGACAUUCUUCGGUUAUCAAUUAAACAUCCCAGUGUGAAUGAGAACUUCUGCAAUGAAAAAGAAGGGGCUCGGUUCAGCAGCCAUCUCAUCAGUCUUCUGAACCCUAAAGGAAAGCCAGCAAACCAGCUGCUUGCUCUCAGGACUUUUUGCAAUUGUUUUGUUGGCCAGGCAGGACAAAAGCUCAUGAUGUCCCAGAGGGAAUCACUACUGUCCCAUGCAAUAGAACUGAAAUCAGGGAGCAAUAAGAACAUUCACAUUGCUCUGGCUACAUUAACCCUGAACUAUUCUGUUUGUUUUCAUAAAGACCAUAACAUUGAAGGGAAAGCUCAGUGCUUGUCAGUAAUUAGUACAGUCUUGGAAGUUGUACAAGACCUGGAAGCCACUUUUAGACUUCUUGUGGCUCUUGGGACACUUAUCAGUGAUGAUUCAAACGCUGUACAAUUAGCCAAAUCUUUAGGCGUUGAUUCUCAAAUAAAAAAGUAUGCCUCGGUAUCAGAACCAGCUAAAGUAAGUGAAUGCUGUAGACUUAUCCUAAAUUUACUGUAACAGUGGGCUUGGGGACUGAGAUUUUAAAUUGAUAAGUUUUUUUUUUUCUCACAUUUCACACGUCUGAUUACAGAUGAUGAAAAGAAUGCUGUGGAUUAAGUAAAAUUUCAGAUCUUGUAAAGUGGGGGCGGGGGAGGGGAAACAAAGGAGAAAUAAAAUUUUUGCACUGGUGAACUGUGAAAUUUUCCUGGGUAAUGGGGAUAGGUUUUUUAAUAGUUCAGAUAUAAAUUAAGAAUGAGCUAUGACCAACGGCAACACAACUACAGUGGUGUAGUUCCCUUACCUUAGCCAACUAGGAGAAGACAAGGGCUUUUAUUUAUGUAAUCUGCUUUACUACUUAUAUACCCCAGACUGUUACUUGUUGGUGGUUGUCUUUUAUUUAAUUUCUGCUCUACUCAUUUUCAUUGCUGGAUUCUUUCAACAGCACUGAUCGAUUUCAAGGUUUUGUUUUAGGACAACUACUUUAGAAUUUUUAAAAUUAAGUUUGUUAUAAAUUAUUCCAUAUAUUGAAAAGAUAUAACAUAAUUUCUUCAUUUAAGUCCUCUGUAAAUAGAAAGUUUGUUUGAUGGCUUAUUUUUAGUUGAAGUAAAAGCAAAUUACUAAGCUGUGUUAUGUGUAUCAGUUCAGACAGAUGAAGCCCCAAAUUGACUACAGGCUUAUGAUCCAGUUUCUUUUCCCCUUCACUAUUUGAGGUAACUUCAUUAUUCAUUCCAAUUUCGAUAUCUGAUUGUCUAUUUUUGGUCAUUUCCAUUAUAUCAAAGGGAAUUUAGAAUGUGUUGAAUAUUAUCAGGCAAUUGAGCGAGCAAGAAUACAUCAAACUGUUAUUUGCAAGUCCAGAGACUGUCAUGGGAAAUUAGUAUUUUUGAGCCUCUAACAUGGUCCCGGUAUAGUGCUAAACACUUGGAUAUUUAAUUCCCAAAUCCUGUUAAAUGUAGGGUGAUGUUAUCUCUAUUUUCAGAAGUAAAGAUAGUGGGAUGAAUCAUGAUGGAAAAAAGGAAAAGUACAAACCAUGCCAUACUUCCUAGAGAGGGAGGGGUCACAAAUUUGUCUGUGAACAUCCUAGCAACUAACACCAAGAAGGAACCAACCCAUUAAUUAUAUAAUUUGUUGUGUCUAAGAGAACCUUAAUUUCUUAAGAGAAGUGUAACUAUUCUUAAUCUAAAAUAGUGAGCAUCAUUCCCAACAUUUAUGAUAUUUAGAACCAUGAAUUUCCUGGCUUAAUGCCAAAUUGCAGUCUAAGAAGAACAUUUCCUCCCCAAUAGGAGAGGAAUGGUUUGAUUGUCUAGAUUAGUCCAAGGAAAAACUUUUGGAAUAUCAAAAGAGAAUGGGUAAAAUGUAAAUUGAGGGGAUAUGUAUUUUGCUAAGUAUUAAAUUGCAAUUUUCUGGUGUGUACCCAGACGUUAAAUAUUGUUUGCUGGUUCCAUUAGUUACCCGUGCUUUGCUUUUUGUUGAAUUGGGAUUUAGGGGGUUAAGUCAAAGUUAAAUGACUGCAUUAAGAGUGUAACUGGGUCAGCCUGGUUCAGUGCUUACAAUACAGUGCUUUCUUUUUAACAUGUCGUGUUUAGCAUGCAAUUGUAAGUACAAUUUAUCUGCACUAUUUUGAAAUACUAGGUACCUUUGAAUAAUGGUAGGAUGUAAAGUCUUCGUUAAGAAUAGGAGUUUACUCUUGAAUGUAAGGGGUGGCAAAUGGUAAACACUGUUUGCUUCCCAUUAGUGUGCAAGUGUUUUUAUAACCACUUUUACUAUACUGUUAUGUUUAUUGAAGAAAAAUUACAAGAUACAGUUUAGCAAAAAGGAAAAAAAUCCCACUUGAAAGAUAAGUGAUAAGUGGUGAUCUAAUUGUUUUAAAGAUUUUUUUAAGUUACUUAAAGUUACUUAAGUUACUUUUUUCCAUUCCCUUAUUAUUUUUUUCUGAAUAGAAAAAUGCACAUUCAUUGAAUAAAACACACACACAUUAAAUAAAAAUUGCCUAUAAUUCCACUACCCAGAGAGAAUCAUUCUUGACAUCUUGUGCCAUAUCAAUUGGUAUGUAAACAUGUUUUAUUUUUUAAAAAAGGAUUGUAUGAUACACAUUGUUCAAUAACCUGAUUUUUAAACUUGACAUAUAGUACACAUAUUUCCACCUUAAUAAAUACGUUAUAUCGAUGUGCC